This is a messenger RNA of Ornithorhynchus anatinus (platypus), 1992 nucleotides long. RefSeq names its product coiled-coil domain containing 106 (gene CCDC106). The transcript is spliced from 6 exons. Lineage: Eukaryota; Metazoa; Chordata; Mammalia; Monotremata; Ornithorhynchidae. Gene Ontology annotation, cellular component: nucleoplasm. The record is from RefSeq and is a predicted model, not a curated record. Bases 153 to 992 code for a protein of 279 amino acids.
CCAUCAUCGUCGCCCCCCACCCCUCUCUGGAGCUGCCCGGCCUCUCUGCCCCUCCGCCGCCCAUCCUCCGGGCCGGGACUGAGCGAGGGACCGGCGGACAAGGCCCCUGAGGCACCCGGACGCCUGGGUCCAGCCGAGGCGGCUACCGCGUCAUGAACGACAGGAACGGCCGGAGGAGAAUGAUGAAGAAGGACGAGGAGGCCUACGAGAUCUCCAUUCCGUUCGAGGAGACGCCACACCUGGAGCCCCAGAUAUUCUACAGCCUGACCCCCCCCAGGGGCCACUGCGAGGAGGCCUCGGAGCCCGCCUCCCCCACUUUGGCGCUGAUGAACGGCGUGAAGACGCAACUGCACAUGGCCCUCGAACGCAACUCGUGGCUGCAGAAGCGCAUCGAGGACCUGGAGGAGGAGAGGGAUUUCCUGCGCUGCCAGCUCGACAAGUUCAUCUCCUCCGCCCGGCUCGACGCAGAGGAUCAUUGCCGGGGCAAGCUGGCAGGUCGGCGGGCGGAGGGGGCCGAGACCCGACUCGGGGAGACCUCGGACCCCGGCAGCCCCACGUCCUCCCUCAGCGGCGGCUCCGAAGAAGGGGGCUCGGCUGAGCGCAAGCGGCAGAAGCAGAAGGGGGGGGCCGGACGGCGGCGGUUCGGCAAGCCUAAGGCCAGGGAACGCCAGAGGGUGAAGGACGCAGACGGGGUGCUGUGCCGCUACAAGAAGAUCCUGGGGACGUUCCAGAAGCUGAAGAGCAUGUCGCGGGCCUUCGAGCACCACCGCGUCGACCGCAACACGGUGGCGCUGACCACGCCCAUCGCCGAGCUGCUCAUCGUGGCCCCCGAGAAGCUGGCCGAGGUCGGGGAGUUCGACCCGUCCAAGGAGCGGCUGCUGGAAUACUCGCGCCGCUGCUUCCUGGCGCUCGACGAGGAGACGCUCAAGAAGGUGCAGGCCCUCAAGAAGAGCAAGCUGCUGCUGCCCAUCACCUACCGCUUCAAGCGGUGAUCCCCACCCUCCGCACCACCGGGUCCCGCGCCCUCCUGGCCUCCACAGCUCUUUUCCCGGGGGGGGCGGGUGGUCUUUAAUCUUUUGGGACCCCUCCCUACUUCUCCACUCCCUCCCUACCCCAGCUCAAGAGGCUGCCCCCCACCCCCUGUACUCUCGGACUUCCCCUCCACCCUUUUGGACUCCUCCCUGUUCCCGUAACAUUCCCCCCGACCCCGCAGGCCUCCUGGGAUCCCGGUGGGCUUCCCAGUGAGGGUCCAGAGUGUGUGUAUGGGGCGGGGGGGGAGAGCUCUCGGUCCCCUAGGAGCCCCGGUGGUCUCCUGUUGUUCCGCUUUGGCACCCGUCAUCGCAAGCAACCUUUCCCAUCCUGGGAAUUCCAGACCCUUCCGCAGCACACCUCCCCGCUCCCCCUUGAGGCCCUCACAGCCUCCACCCGCUGGAUUUCCGUGGGCUCUGAAGUUGCCCUCUCCUCCCUUGAGGGCCAGGGUCGCUUCCCAUCCCAUUCCUUACCGCCCCCCCGCCCCCGGUCCUCCCUGACCCUUUCUCCCGCUCAGAGCAGCUGUGGGCCUCCCCUAGCCGGGGCAGGCCUUCCCGUCUCCCUCCCCUACCCUCCAUGCCGAGGAGAUUUGUGUGUAUAUAUAUGUAUCUAUCCCCAUCCAGCACCGUUUCCUUCCACUCCACGUCCAUCCUCCUGGGGCCCGCUCGCUCCACCCCCGGCUGAGGGUGGUGGGGAGGUGGAGUGUGUGUGUGUGUAUAGUUCACAGCCCCCUUCCAUCGCCACCACCGUACCCCACUCCUCUCCUCACCCCCUCGCCGUCCUCUUCCGUCCCCCCCAGGCCCCAUAUUUAAGAGGUCGGAGAGGAGAGGCCGGGGGAUGCCCCGGGUCUCCCUUCCCCCGGUGCUCUCUCCCGACGCCCCCUCCCCCCGGCCCGGACGGAACCACCAAACGAGAGAACUAUUCAGAGAAUUUAAAUUAAAAGAUGAGACAAUUUGGAAUAAA